Messenger RNA from Paramecium pentaurelia, 4128 nucleotides. The record is from the annotation of a GenBank genome assembly. Lineage: Eukaryota; Ciliophora; Oligohymenophorea; Peniculida; Parameciidae.
AUGGGUUGUUGUAUAUCUUAACAAAGAACCUAAGAAGCUGUUAUUUUAACUUAAAUUUAAAAGGCUGUAUAAGAACAAGAAGAAAUGUCCAUUAUUGAGAAUGUAGAAUAAGAGCGUAAUGAUAUUAUUGAAUAGCCUGAACCUAUGGCUAAUGAUAAAAAAUAAGAAGAAUACUUGGCAAAAAUUCAAAAAAGUGAAGAAGAAGAGGAUAAGUAAGAAAAAAAAUAAUAAAAAACAAAAACGACAAAAAGAGAUGAAAAUUAUCUUAAAAUCAUUGAAUACAAAAGCAUUAAGAUUAAUUAUUACAUUCUAACUCCAAAAUAUGAUGAAGUUUCUAUGUAUUAUGAUUUCAUCAUCAAUACAAGUCAUUUAGAUUUUUAAUAUGAGAUAAAAUGUAAAGCAAUUGUUACAUCUGAACCAGAAUAACCAUUUUCAAUUAAACCAUAUUCUUAUUUGGAAGCAUCUUCAAAUUCAAGUUACGAUAUAUUUUUUAGAAAUGACACUUAUUUUACAAUAGAUUAAUAAUUAAAUACUAACAGACAAUCUUUUGAUACCUUAUUAGAAGUAGAAAGAACUUUGAAAAAGAAAAAAGAAUAGAUAAUUCUACCUUCGGCAUUUUAAUUACGAUCAUAAAAAUAAGAGGAUUCUUAAUAAAAUUUGAAUAGCCCAAGAAGAUCACCAAAAAAACAAAAAGGCAAAAUUUAAACUGAAGUAAUUUCAGAAAUGUUAGAAGUUAUGCAUGUAUUUGAUAUGGAAUUAUGCCCUCGUUUCCAUUAAUUAUUAUUUUUUUUGAUGGUAUAAUAAUAAAUGGCAAAGUUAAAACCAUAUUUAGUUAAUAUAUCUGAAGUCUAUUUUCUUUUUGAUUAGAAACCUUCUUUAGAUGAACAAUAAGUGUAAAAAAUUGCUAUAUUUUAUGAAUUUUUAGAUUAUAAUUUAUAAGAAUUAUAAGAUUAUUUAAAGAAAGAGAAAAAAUAAUUGUCACAUUUGUUAUUCUUAAGAUUAUCCUUAGACCUAACAUAGAUAUUUUAUUAUUGUUACAGCUCUUAUACAUAUAGAUGUAAUUUUACUUUAAAAUCAGUCUAUUAUACUAAUAAAAAUAAGAAAUUUAAAUUAUAAGCAUUUGCACGAUUAUAAACUUUAAUAAGAUUUUCAAAUGAAGAGGAUGUAUAAUAACUUCUUCAAUCAGUAAGUGAAUAAAAGUUUAAAUUCUUUAUAAAAGAUUUUGAAAAAGAUUUUGGAGCUUUGUGUGAUCUUAUUCUUCUUUUCAAAAAUGUUGAUAAUUAAAUAGGAAAUAUAAAGAAAAUUAGGAGGAAGAAAAAAAACUCAGAUCUUCACCAUUAAAAAUAUGCAGAAUUUGCUAUGUCUUUAUUAGAUUCUGAAAAUACAGAUAAAUUAAUAUAUGAAUUAAUAAGAUUAAAAUGUUAACCUAUUGAUAAAGAUAACUUUGAUUAUAUAUUGGAGGAAAUCAAAACAUUAAUAAUGACUUUAGAAUAACAAAUUUAAGAUGAGAUAUAUUAAAGAGAAAAAUUGAAUGAUUUAAAAGAAUAGAUGAUUUUGCAAAAUGAAAGCAUUAUUAAAGUAAAUAAUAAUGAGAAAGUAGAUUUUAUUGCAGAAGAGGAAAAUGAAUUACACAGAUUUGAAACUAAUUUGCCAAAAAAAUCUAAAAAGUAAAAAGUUUAACCAAGCGAAAAUGAUCUAUUUAAUGAAAUGAAGUACUCUGCUUUAUUUUAUUUUGAAACAUUUAUGGAAAGAAGUAUGAAAUUUUUAGAAAUAUGCACUAAUGAUGCUCAUCGUGCAUAUGCUUUAAUACUCUAAUCUAUAGGACAAACUAUGAAUAUUCCAUCUAGAGAAUAAAAAUUAGCAGAAUAAUAAUUGAUUUUAUAAGAAGCAAGUAAAUUAGUGUUAAAGGAAAAAGUAUUUAUAAUUUAAGAUUCAUUUCAUUAUUAUUUGUUAUUAACACUAAUAAGUUCAUUAGUUGAUAAACCAAUUUAAUUAUUAAAUUAACUUAAAUCAUUAAUUUAGUAGUAAAAUACUAUAAGAAGGAAAUAAAUACGACCUAAAUUAAGUACACAUCAAACAUGUACAGGUAUAAUUGAAAUGAGAAAAGCAUUGAUAUUAGACCUUUUUUAUAUUGAUCAUUAUCUGAAACGUCAUUUAUUUUAAAAUGCCACUUAAUUAGUAUAACAUAUAGUAACAUAAUAAUUGAGAUUCAAUUUAAAAUCUUAUUUACUUUAUGGAAGAAGUCUCUUCAUAAGUGGUAUAAUUUGUGAGAAAAUGAUGCAACCAGUGUCAGCUAUGUUAAAUUUAGAAGUUUGUAGAUUACUUUAUUAAUAAUUUUUCCCUGUUUAGAAAUUUAUGUAUUUAGAUGAAGAGACUAAUCAAUUAGUAGAUGUAGAAUAUUAAGAAAGUAAUAAAUAAUACAAAUAAAUAAUGAUUCAUUUUGAGAAUGAAGGUUCUGAAAAUUUGAAUAUUCUUGAAUUUAAUUUAGGACUUGUAUAUUUCACAUUGUCUGAAAAAGAAAAUGCCUUAAAAUGUUUAAGAAAAGUCAAAGAAGCUAGAGAAAAGAAGUAUGAUCUAGUUUCAGAUGAGGUUUUAGAAGUUGUCUUGUAAAUUUUAAAAAUACAUGUUGAAUAAGAAGAAAAUGGAGCUGCUUUAGAGAUUUGUUAAGAAUAUUAUGUUAAAUUUAAAUAUUUGGCUAAAUAGAAUAUAUUAACAAAAAGUAGAUUAAUUGCUCGUUUAUAAUUAAUUAUGGCAGCUAUAUAUGAAUGUAAUAUGAUGUUAGUGAGUGCUUUAAAAUAUUAUUAGAAAGCAAAUAAAACAUUUGCAAUGUCUAAAAAUAAUUCUUAUGUUAGAUAAUUACAUAUUUUAUAGAAAAUUAGAAAAAUAGUUGAAUUGAUUAAGUUAAAGGCUUAUUAAUCUCAUAGUUUAGAGUAAUAAUCAGAAUUUAAUAUUGAGCAUUAUCUUGGUCAUCUCUCUGAAAAAGUAAAGCCUUACUUUAAUAAUCAGUUUAUUAGAAUGUUAGAAAAUGACAAGAUAGUUUUAUAUAAUGUUACUUUGAUGAAAAGGUAUAUAAGAGCAAACCAAAGUUUAAGAAAUUUAGAAUAUUAAUAAGCUUUAAGAAGAUAUCAAAGAAUACAUUAAAAAUUUAAAAAGAAGAAAAUUGAUGAAUGUUAUGGUUUUACUUUAGAGAAGAUUGGUACCAUAUAUUUGAUUUAAAGAAAUUUAAAGAUAGCAAUACAACAUUUAAAAAUGGCAUCUGAAUUACAUGAUAGAUAUUUGUAAUUUCCAUUGAAAGAAAUGAGAAUAUUAACAUGUGAAAUAUAUAUAUUACUUGGUUAUGCUAUACUAAGAAAUGUUAAAGAGGUUCAGAAAUAAUUAACCCAUAUUGAUGACUUUAUUUAGAAUAUCAAUGAUUUAUUGAAUUGGUAAAAUGUUCCUUAUAAAUAAAGAUCAAAUAAAUUUGCUAUAUUAUCCAAUAAACUAGGUAGAUCAGUAUUGUAUGUGCUCAAUGAUCUUUUUGAAAGAAUAGAAAAAUAUAAUAAGUUAAGAAUCAAAUUUGGAUAGAAUUUAAAUAAUGAUUAAGUUUUGAAUGAUAUUUCAGAAAAGUUUUUAAAUGAAAAAUUCAAUUAACAAACUGUGAAAAAUUCAGAUAUUUCAAGUUAAAGAAAAUCAUGUCUUUUUGGAUUAUUCAGUUUUGGUAAAAGAAGAUAAGCAACAUGGAAAGAAUCAAUUUCAUAAAAUUAAUAAAUAAUUAUAUAAAAAAAUGAAGUAAUAAAUAAUGAAUAAAUUGAAUUAUCAAAAAGUAAAAUUGAUAUAUAAAUUAAAAAAACUAAAGAUUAAAAUACAGAUAGAAUUGAUAAAAACUAAAAAAUAAAGAAUUCAAUUCCAAUAAAAUAAGCUGAAAAAUAUUAAUAUAUUUAAUAAUUUAAAUAAGAUAGACCAGAAGUUUAUGAUUAAUUGUAAGAGUAUGAAAUAGAUUAAAAAACAAGUUCAAAAUAAAAAACAUCUUUACCAGCAACAGCUUUGGUUAGUCCAGUUUUGAGUCCCAUUAGCAUUAAAUCAACAUCUUAAUAAAAAACUUAAGAUAAAAAAAUAAAUCCUUUCCAAAAAGUUAAAAGAAAGAAAUGA